AUGAACGGCGACGAUCCACUAGUCCAGGCUCUGCCACCAGCAACCGACUAUCUUACCUACCUCACCCUCCUCGAAUACCAGUUGACCCCCGCACGCCUACCCCUCUUGCACCGUCUGCUACAAGAUGAGAAGCUCACCACCAACAUCGGCUGGGACCUAGUCAAGCUGCUCCUGCCUAUGCUUCCUGCCUCAACCGAGUGUUUGCAGGAUGUAGCUCGUCUAGGAAAUCCCCGAGAAGUCAUUUUGCGGGUGUGCGAGGCCCUGGAAAAUUUGCAGCCGGAGGAAGACGAGGACGAGGACGAGGAGGAAGGAGUUGAAGAGGCGGAUAAGGCACUGCCAAAACACGUUUUGCAAUUCAACUGUCUUCUAGCUAUGCUUUCAGUCUUGCAUACCCGUCUCCAGGCAAAACGACCUAGUCGAUUCAUCGCCACCUCUCUCAAAGCCGCCCUCGAAGCAUACGAGACAGUCACAUGCGACGAGACUACCUUGGCCCUCCUCGAAUUCCUUCGCGAUCUAUCUCCCAACAAGCGCCCAGCACCGCCACCUCGUGCCCCCAGCGAAUCGAGUGUUCUUCGUGUCUCAGAGGCAUCUGCGCCCGAUCCAGAGGCUGAGGUGCAGUCACCGUCGCCGGCCAAGGACAAUGAAACACAACUGGUUCGCAAAUUUAUCCAAUUCGGCUUGUUAGAAAUGCUCAAGCUCUAUUUAUUGAGCCUUUCAAGCCCGAUGGACCCCGGUAUGGCGUGGACGAUCCGGAUGCAGGAGAAAUUGAAUCCCAAUCUGCGGCUGCCGGCACAGUCGCAGACGGACGCAUACGGUAGCAUCAAGGAGUUGAGGGAGCGGGAUAUGAUUAUGGGGAAGAUUGUGGCUCUUUCACGAGACGUGGGCAUCGACAGCAAUGACCUUGUCUCCAUAAUUUCCCGGUCACCCGAACACCAGGCUCCUCAACUGGACUUUGAUGAGCUUCCAGAGACAGCCGAUCAGAUUCCCCUAGAGCGACAUGGUUCUCUGCUGCUCCUUGCGGCUCGAGCUGCCGGGGCGGUACUUUUCGCAUCCUCCCUGCGGCCGACGCCUUACGUGCCAGUCUUCCCAGACUUGGCCCAAAUUUUCUCCCAUUUCCUUGGGAGUAGUGAAAAUUUAGAAGAGGUCGCCUUUGGGCAACCACACGCUCUUUUGGAUUCCCUGCUGGCAUUGACUGUGCAUGCGACACAGUCAUCCGUUGCCGUACCCUCCAAUGAUGCCGAGUUUAAAGAUUUUCUUUUUACUUUGACCGCAUGCACAGCGAGACAGAGUCAUGGCAUAGUUCGGCAGAUACCAGCGAGCGUUUUGCGCAGCAAUCCAUCGCCCACCACACGGUUCAAGGUUAUUCGUCAGAUCUUGGAGAACAAUAGACUGAAGUCCGUUCGCGACACUGCCAUUUCCUGGCUCAAAGAUGAGAUCAUCAACACAAAACCCUCCGAGUCACCCGAGGAUGUCUUCCAUGAUUCCCUAUGGUUCUGGUCGAUCUUCCUGCUUCUACUGCCCCCCGUUGAUUCUGAUGAUUGUUCCAAGAACUUGGUGGAGAGCUGGAACCGCCUUACACAAUCCGAAGGUCCAUCUCUGCACUCUGCACUAAAUUUGUACUUCCUUCUUCUCUCGUCAAAUGACCACCGUGAUCAUUUGCAGCUUGAAAAGACGGUGAAGUACUUCCGCAGUCAAGUUCUUGUUCCACUUCGACAGCUCUUCCGUGCUUUUGACAAUGAUCUCACCGCCAAGGGUGGCGAUGGCCUGAUUGAAGCAGUUGUUGGAGAGGAAAUGUGCCAGUUCGGCAUUGCAAAUUCUGUGGGGCUUAUCGGACUCACCCUCGAUCAGAUUGAGGAGGUGAUCAACGAGCACUUUGGGACUGACGAUGCGGAUCUCAAGGCGUACUCAAAUGACGAGGAAGCUCGGGUUGCGGAAAUCCGGAAGGAAACUUAG
Molecule: messenger RNA, 1953 nt
Organism: Penicillium cataractarum
Lineage: Eukaryota; Fungi; Ascomycota; Eurotiomycetes; Eurotiales; Aspergillaceae
Exons: 2
Coding region: 1-1953 (650 amino acids)
Biological process (GO): cellular response to oxidative stress
Cellular component (GO): cytoplasm
Source: RefSeq, a predicted model, not a curated record